AUGGUGGUCCAUCACGUCACCGGCGCGUUCGUGGCGAUCCUCAAGAGCCAGCGCGUCCAGGCGGUCAUCGCCGCGACGGGCAUGAGCUCCGGCGUGGGAUCGAUCUUCGCGGGCGCGCUCAUGGUCGUGAUACCCGCGCUCGUCGCGCUCGUCGCGUUCGGCCCGGCGCCCCGAUCGAGGGACACCCCGAAGGUCAUCCUCGUCACCGGCGCGUCCAGCGGCCUCGGUAAGCUCAUGCUCGAUGAGCUGCGCAGGGCGUUCCCGGCGUCCGUCGUGUACGGCACCUCGCGAUCGGGAUGGAGCGCCAAGGGCACGCGUGUGACGAAGGGCGACUCCCCCCUGGGCGUCACGGAGGCUGACGGCACGCAGCCCCUCCUCGCGCUCGACGUCACCGACGAGGACUCCGUCGAGCGCUGCGUCGACGCCAUCGUCGCGAGGCACGGCGAGCUCUCGGUGCUCGUCAACAACGCGGGCGCCGUGCUCCAGACGUGGGCCGUCGACACGAAAGCGGCGGAUGCGGAGGCGCAGAUGGCGACCAACUUUCACGGCGUCGUGCGCAUGGUCCGUCACUGCGUUCCGGCGAUGGUGGGCACCGUGAAACGCGUCGUCACCAUAGGCAGCAUCGGCGGUAGGAUCGGCUUGCCUUACAACUCGAUGUACUCGGCCUCCAAGGCGGCGACGAUGGCGUACACGGAUGCGUUGCGGAUGGAAGUCGCGGCGAACGGCGUGAAGGUGUCGCUGGUGGAGCCCGGGGACCUCAAACCCGGCAUGGUGAACGCGGCCAAGGCGGAAGGUUUCGACGCGAACGUCCACGCCAAGGGAGCCUUCGAUAUCAUGCGCGCGGAGGAGGCGGCGGGCACGGACCCGGCAGUUGUGGCGAGGACGGUGGCGCGGUGCGUGAGGAGCCUGCACCCGCGGGGGCGGUACCUCGUGGGUCCCGACGCGUGGCUCGUGGAGGUGCUCACGAGGCUGUGCACGUACCCGAUGAGGGAGUACUUCCUCGCCUCGCAUUAUCGCAUCCCGCCCAGGCACAACGCGUGGAUCCGGGUUUAG
Messenger RNA from Micromonas commoda, 1053 nucleotides. RefSeq lists its product with no specific name. The record is from RefSeq and is a predicted model, not a curated record. The transcript has a single exon. Bases 1 to 1053 code for a protein of 350 amino acids. Gene Ontology annotation, molecular function: oxidoreductase activity. NCBI's taxonomy places the organism in Eukaryota, Viridiplantae, Chlorophyta, Mamiellophyceae, Mamiellales, Mamiellaceae.